GGCCUCCCUCUACUCCAUCGUCCCCAACCUCCCCCGGCAAUCAUUUCCGCCACCGUGCGCCGCCAUUGAAUGCUCCAGCGGCGAUCCGCUUUGCUAAAGCAGCUAGACGCGGUUGUUCCACCCGCAGAAAGUGAAGCCAGCAUCCAUUCACUUCGUAACAGUACCCUUGCGUUAUGGUGCCGGCCGGCCGGUCGGCGCUGGCCGAUCCCUCCCUUUUAAGCCCGCCGGAUCCGGGCGUUUCUUCCCCGGCUGUGGGAGACGAGCGCGAGGGUCUCCAAUGGCGGCGUUCCGCUGCGUUCUCGCUUCGGUUCUCGUCGCGGCGGCGGCGAUGGCGGCGGACGCGCUCGGGGUGAACUGGGGCACGAUGUCGACGCGACGGCUGCCGCCCAAGGUGGUGGCGCGGCUGCUCGCGGACAACGGGUUCCGGAAGGUGAAGAUCUUCGACGCCGACGAGCGGACCAUGGCGGGGCUCGCCGGGACGGGCAUCGAGACGAUGGUCGCCGUGCCCAACGACCUGCUCGCCGCCGUCGCCGACUACGACCGCGCCAGGGAGUGGGUGAAGGAGAACGUCACCAGGUACGCCUUCGACGGCGGCGUCGACAUCAGGUUCGUGGCCGUGGGCAACGAGCCGUUCCUCCGGGCGUACAACGGCUCGUUCGACCGCGUCACCGUGCCGGCGCUGCGAAACAUCCAGCGCGCGCUCGACGAGGCCGGCCACGGCGGCAGGGUCAAGGCGACGGUCCCCGUGAACGCGGACGUGUACGAUUCGCCGCCGGGCGACCCGGUGCCGUCGGCGGGGAGGUUCCGCGCCGACGUGGCCGGGGUCAUGGCCGAGAUGGUGCGCUUCCUCAGCCGCAGCGGCGCGCCGCUGACGGUCAACAUCUACCCGUUCCUCAGCCUGUACGGGAACGACGACUUCCCGCUCGACUACGCCUUCUUCGACGGCGCCGGCAAGGCGAAGCCGGUGGUCGACGGCCGGGUCACCUACACCAACGUCUUCGACGCCAACUUCGACACCCUGGUGUCGGCGCUGAAGAGGGUCGGGUUCGGCCACCUGCCGGUCAUGAUCGGCGAGGUCGGCUGGCCGACGGACGGCGACCGGCACGCCACGCCGGCGCUGGCGGAGCGGUUCUACGCGGGGCUGCUCCGGCGCCUCGCGGCGAGGAAGGGCACGCCGCUCCGGCCCGGCGCGCGCAUCGAGGCGUACCUGUUCGGGCUCAUCGACGAGGACGCCAAGAGCGUGGCACCGGGCAACUUCGAGCGCCACUGGGGCCUCUUCACCUUCGACGGCCGGCCCAAGUUCCCCCUCGCCCUCCGCGGCGGCGGCGGGCGCCCCGCGAUGCCCGUCCCGGCCAGGGGCGUCGAGUACCUGCCCCGGCGGUGGUGCGUGCUGAACCCGGACGCCGGCGACGGCGCCGCGGCCCGAGUCGCGGACAACGUCGGCUACGCGUGCGGCCGCGCCGACUGCACGGCGCUGGGGUACGGGUGCAGCUGCGGCGGCGCGCUGGACGCGCGCGGGAACGCCUCGUACGCGUUCAACGCGUACUACCAGGCGCAGGGACAGGCCGAGUCGGCGUGUGAUUUCCAGGGGCUCGCCGUCGUCGUAGACGAGGACGCGUCGCGGGGCAAGUGCAACUUCAGCGUGCAGGUCGUCGGGUCGGGCGCGCCGGCGGCCGCAGCGGUGGCUGCGGGGACGGCGGCCGUGCUGGCGGCUCUGCUUCUUGUGUUGCUUUGAGCUCGCGAGGUGUCAAUGCGACGGUUGUAGAUUGUAGGACGUGACGGCAUUAAGAUGUUGUACUAAGUACUUUCGAUCACAUGAGAUGUUUUGUGCUCAUAUUUGAGAGAUUAUCAGUUCAUAUGUAA
Messenger RNA from Panicum virgatum (switchgrass), 1863 nucleotides. Its product is annotated as glucan endo-1,3-beta-glucosidase 8-like. Gene Ontology annotation, cellular component: plasma membrane. Lineage: Eukaryota; Viridiplantae; Streptophyta; Magnoliopsida; Poales; Poaceae. Bases 278 to 1735 code for a protein of 485 amino acids. Gene Ontology annotation, biological process: carbohydrate metabolic process. The transcript has a single exon. Gene Ontology annotation, molecular function: hydrolase activity, hydrolyzing O-glycosyl compounds. The record is from RefSeq and is a predicted model, not a curated record.